UUUUAAUCGUGUGGAUGCAGAGCUGGUCUGCUUCUUAUGGAGGAACAGGAUGAACGGGAAGCAGAGGACCCUCUUUCAGUCCUGGGGCUCUGGCGUGGCCCCUGAGCCAAGGCGAGCUCCGGAGCACCCAGCGAAAAAGGCCAAAGCCAAGGUUGCCAGGAAAGGGAAGACGGUUUUAUCACAGAAGGACUCUCAUAGGGCUGCACCACCAACCUGGCAGGCAGCACCCCAGCAUGGUGAAGCUGAGGAUGAUGACGAUGAUGUGCUGCUUGUUGCUGUGUAUGAAGCUGAGAAAACAUUAAAUGCCACUGUCACCCACCAUGCUCACACUGUCCCCCUGGAUCCCCCUAGUGCCCCCGAAAUCCAGAACCUGCCGGGCUUUGACCUGUCUGCUGGGAAUGUAUGGAUCUACCCCACCAACUUACCUGUCCGGGAAUACCAAUUCACCAUGGCGCACACCGCGCUGCUGCACAACACCCUGGUGUGCCUGCCCACCGGCCUGGGCAAGACCUUCAUUGCCGCCGUAGUCAUGUACAACUUUUACCGCUGGUACCCAUCCGGCAAGAUCAUUUUCAUGGCUCCUACCAAGCCACUGGUGGCCCAGCAGAUAGAAGCCUGCUUCCGGGUCAUGGGCAUCCCUCAGGAGCACAUGGUGGAGAUGACAGGUAAUACUCAAGCCCAAAACCGCAAAGACAUGUGGCAAGACCACCGGGUGUUUUUCCUAACGCCUCAGAUCAUGGUGAAUGAUCUUACACGAGGUGCCUGUCCUGCUUCUCAAGUCAAGUGUCUUGUCAUAGAUGAAGCUCACAAGGCUCUGGGCAACUAUGCAUAUUGUCAGGUGGUCCGGGAGCUGAGCAACUAUACUAGACAGUUUCGCAUUUUGGCUCUUAGUGCCACUCCAGGCAGCGAUACCAAGUCCGUACAGCAAGUGGUUUCCAACCUGCUGAUUGGUCGCAUAGAACUGAGGUCGGAGGACUCUCCCGAUAUUCGGCCUUACUCCCAUGAGAGGCAGCUUGAGAAAUUUGUGGUACCACUCGGCGAUGAGCUAGAGGUUGUGCGCAAGGCUUAUUUGCAGGUUCUAGAGACCUUUGCAGGUCGACUGAUUCAGAACAAUGUGUUGUCACGGAGAGAUAUCCCCAACCUAACAAAAUACCAGAUCAUCCUGUUUCGAGAUCAGUUCCGGAAGAACCCACCUUCUAAUAUUGUGGGGGCACAGAUGGGAGUGGUGGAAGGAGAUUUUGCUCUCUGUAUAAGCUUAUAUCAUGGCUAUGAGCUUUUAUUGCAGAUGGGAACACGUUCUCUAUGCUACUAUCUGCGAUCAAUAAUGGAUGGGUCCAAAGGUAUGACUCGAGCACGGAAUGAUCUUGGUCGAAAUACUGACUUCAUGAAUCUUUACCAGCAACUGGAAUCCUUGUUUUCUAAUACAAAGCUCAUAGCAGGAGAUUCGUCCAUUCACGCUGUUCAUCUAUUUUUUCAUUCAGUCCGCUCUGAUGUGGGAAAGCCAUAUAUCUAUAGCCAUCCUAAGCUGAAGAAACUGGAGGAAGUUGUCAUACAGCAUUUUAAUUCCUGGAAUAAGAAGGGUAGCUAAAACCAUUCAAAUAUCUCUUCUGAAGACACUCGGAUCAUGAUCUUCUCUUCAUUCCGUGACAGCGUCCAAGAGAUAGCAGAAAUGCUGGACCGCCAUCGGCCCACUGUCCGGGUCAUGACCUUUGUGGGACAUUCAUCCACUGGAAAAGGAGUGAAAGGUUUCACCCAGAAAGAGCAGAUUGAGGUGGUAAAGCGGUUCCGGGAAGGCGGUUAUAACACACUGGUCUCCACCUGUGUCGGAGAAGAAGGCCUGGACAUUGGAGAAGUGGAUCUCAUAAUUUGUUUUGAUGCUCAGAAGAGUCCGAUCCGCCUGGUACAGAGAAUGGGAAGAACAGGAAGGAAACGCCAAGGCCGGAUUGCAGUCAUAUUGUGCAAGGGCAGGGAAGAGCGGACGUAUAACCAAAGUCAGAGCAAUAAAAGAAGCAUCUACAAAGCCAUUCUGGGUAAUGACUCAAUUUUUCACCUCAAUCCCGAAAGCCCUCGCAUGGUUCCAGAAGGCUUAAACCCAAAUGUGCACAAGAUGUACAUCACGCAAAGAACCUAUGAUGCCAAAGACACAGCAAGGCCCAUCUCCAAAGACCGCCGCUCCAGCCUGAUUCAUCGCAAAUCUUCUGCGUUCUUUAAGAGCGAAGGUACAGAUAAAGAUUGGCCGUUGACGCCUGCAGAGUUUGAGACCUGGAACCAUUUGUAUAAUUUGACGGAAUCGGAUGGGGUAACAGAUGUGGUUCUACCCAGAACACAAUUUGAGCUCUUCAGGGAUCCAGAAACCAGCAUGGAACAAGUCUCAGAAAAUGUCCAUGUGCUGUCCCUGUCAGAGUGGAAACUGUGGCAGAAUCGUCCAUUCCCAACACACUUUGUAGAUCACUCUGUUCGGACUAAGAAUUUCAUUGAAGUUAUGCAACUGAUUGAGCAGAUGAGAGGGGAGGAGGGUGAGUGCAGUUAUGAUAAGGAAGUCAAUGCUUCCUUGGAUAAAGCUGAUGUGCUUCCUUCACAUAUAACUAAGAAAAAUAGUCGAGAUUGCUCCGCUGUAACUUCCAAGACUUCAAAGUUGCCUGCUCUCAAAAGUAAAACUUGCAAGAAUUCAUUGUCCAUGUCUGAGAGUGAUGAAGACUUUAUGCCACUCUUCAAGUCUUCAAAGAAAGUAAAGUCCUCUUCCACUGAACAUGAAAAUUCAGGUUUAAUAGACUGCCCAACAGCAAUGGAAGUAAGCAGUGAUGCCGAGAAUGGGCAAAAUCUUGAUGAGGAUCAAGAUUUGGUCGAUGAAAUGGAAAUCGUUUCUUACAGAGACAUCAACCCUAGUUCAUCGCAACUUCAAAAACAGUCGCCAACUACUGAUCAAAACGGAGAAUUAAAAUCCCCAACUAAAGCUGACUGUGGGUAUCACAGUUUUAGUGAAGACACCUCUGAAGAUUUAUCGAAUCUGUUUUAUCCCGCGUAUAUGCAUAAUAAUCAUUAUCUGGUUUCAGAGAUUGUUGUUGAAACAAGCUCUCCUGUCCUAAGCAAUAUGUUAUCACGUGUAAAGAGCUUUUUGGCCCGUUCUCCUCCUUCAUUUAGUGAACUUGAUUCCUUAGAAGAUCUAGACCUUUCUAUGAAUGAUUUAAGAACCAAAUCUUUAGCUAGUAAAAAAGGUAGCUGGGAUAUUUCAAUAGAGGCCCAUUGUAGUGUACAGGGAUUCCGCAAUCUCGCACAGAAUUCAGACUCUUUGGGAGAUGCAGCUCGUCUUGCAGUCAAGAAUAAUGAUAGUCCUCAAGAAGAGCUAUAUGAAAUUGGACCAUCUGUCUCGUCAUCUCCAAAAGAUUAUCAUGCGGAGACUGUACCAGAAAAUGGACUUGAAGAUAGGGAGGUUCAAAAUGAUAGUCAGUGGGAUGAUAUUUUCGACUCUGAAGCCAAUGAAAUGUAUAUUGAAAACUUUGACCCCCCUACAACACAUGGCUAUGCCCAGUACCACAAUGAAGUUGACAGUGAGGAAGCUAAUGCUGAAGAGUGUGAUUCUCUUAAAACGUGCAGCCCAAGCAAAAAUAGCAAGGUAACAAUUGGGGAAGUGGACAUGGUUGAUGGGAUUUGUAUUCACAGCUCCAUGUUCAAUAAGGAGAAGACUGAAAGUAAUGAGACUGACAUUGAAGCUACUCGGCCUUGUACCCCUCACCGGAGCAACGAUAACAUGGUAUGUCAGCAUCAAGAUGAAACCAAGUUGGAUACAUUUCCUGAAUAUCUUGAGGACAGUUUUGACUUAUUUGAAGAUGAGAAAUUUGCUGAGGUUGAUGAACCGAGUUCAAGCAAGACCUUCACAACAGUAAAACCCAAUCAUGAAAGACCCACGGUCAACUUUAAUAUGUUUGAUCCAUCCUUGUUCAUGGAAGACCAUACGGAAGAUGAAAACCAAGCUGGUUUGUCCUCCUACAAGGACUUGGAGCAGACAGAAAAUGAGGAGUUUGGUUCCUGUGAGUUGUUUUCAGUUAAUUUUGACCUUGGAUUCUCUAUUGAUGAUGAUGAUGACGACGAUGAUGAUCAUUUACAAGGGGAGAACCCUGAAGUACAGCCACAAAGUGUAGAAGAGGCUGGACAUUUUAAAGCUCCAAGCUCACCUAAUAGAACUAUUGCCGGAGGCAAUAUGUCAACCCCAGUGACCAAUGGGGUUAGAAGCUCUACCUUUGAAAUGUCUGAAAAGCGAAUUUCUCCAGUCAGAGGCAAAAUCUCCCAGAUAGAUGAAAAAUCUUUGAGCUCUUCAAUGGUAACACCAGUAACGGAGAAGGUCAAUAACUUCAAAACACCUUACAGUCCUGUGGCUAAGCAUGAUAUGUAUACCCACUUGACUCCACAGUCAGGACCAAGGAACAUCAAUUCAUCUUUAGUGGUUGUAAGAGCUGGUGCAAAUCCGCCUAUGGCCAAGAACGACAACAAUGUAACUAUUGGCAGCAGCCCCGAGAGCGAGGAAGACGUUGUUUUCAGGCGGAAAAGAAAAUUGGCAGCAGCAGCUGUCCUCAAAUCACCGGAGUCCGCAAGCAGCGAGUGUGAUUUCGACUCACCGAUGCCUGGAGCAAGGAAAUGUAGACGGGCGCUAAAUACAAAAGUGAGCAGUGAGGAUGAUUUGGACUCGCCGAUGCCUGGAGCAAAAAAAUGCAGAUGGGCGCUUAAUACAGUAUGCUCAGAUGAAGAAGACCUAGAGCCUCCUUCUAUUGCUUGUAAAUCUAGUGUUCAGGAUAGGGGGCACCAGAGAAAUGCACGAAGACCUGAGCGCAAGAGGAAGCGGCAUGCAGCCAGGCAGUUUCUUGAUGAGGAGGCUGAACUGUCCUCGGAAGAAGCAGAGUGUGUAUCGUCAGAUGAGUCUGUGGACUCCGACAAUGUGCAGGACACAUCUUUGGUGGAGUUCCUCAAUGAUAACACUCAGCUGUCUCAGGCCCUGAAUGACUCUGAGAUGCAGGGCAUAUACAUGAAAUCCAUACGCAGUCCAGCAGUUGGAAAUAGAUUCAAACUGACACACAAGAGACACAGCUUGUCUGUGUUCUCCCAGAUUCCUGAACAGGAUGAAGACUACAUGGAGGACAGUUUCUGUGUUCAAGAGGAUGAAGAGGAGGAGGAAGAGGAUGAAGAGGAUUCCAGUACAGAAGUACAGAUGGACCCCAACCUCUUGCAGCAGGACAGCUUUGUUGACGGCCACAGACAGUACCACACUAGACGUCGGUUAAAGCUCAAAGCCACCGAGCCAAAACUAGCCAACCGGGCACAACCUGCAAAAAAGAAAAGGAGGAUCAUCAUCCAUGAGGACUCUAGCGAUGAGGAAACUGAAGCAACUACUCGGCAACAACCAUCCAAGGCCAACGCUUCAAGUCUGACAUCAGUUACUGCGUCCUCUUCUGCCAAACCGCUGCUGGACAGCUCUUCCUUGAGGACUGUGGGUGCUUUGACUGAAAAGAAGGAAUUCUUGGAUUUACCCUUGAAGGAUCGCUGCCAAAUGAGAAUGAAUGCCCAGGCAUCCUUGUCCGAAGAACUGGACUUUCAGACAGACGCCCAAUCCUCAUUUGAUACCACUAAACUUCGAACAUCAAACAGUAAUAUUCUCUCUCCAGACAAGCCGGAAGAUACCUCUGUAAAAUGUGGCGGUGAUUCUACUUGGAUGGCCUCAUGGAUGAAUGACUCCUCCCUCGGGAAUGUGCUGGGAUCAGCGCUGAGCAGCGACAGGCUCUGCAUCCUAGCAGACACCCGGGAAAUCUCCUCCGGUCCCGAGGUCAUCUCCUGCCUGAAGAGCGCUCAUGGGGUGCGGGUGGAAAUCUGCUCCCUGGGGGGCUGCGAUUACAUCGUCAGUAACCGCCUGUCUGUAGAGCGGAAAUCCCAGUCGGAAUUCUCCAACUGCGCGAACAGGAGUAAGCUGGCCGAACGGAUCCGGCAUCUGAGGAGCAUGUUUGAUCGGGUUUGCCUCAUCGUGGAGAAGGACCGUGUGAAACCAGGAGAAACCUCUCGGCUAUUCCAGAGAACAAAGUAUUACGACGGCACGCUGUCCACUUUAAUCAGCGCCGGGGUCCAGACCCUCUUCAGCUCCAGCCAGGAGGAGACGGCGGGGUUAUUGAAGGAGCUGGCCUCCCUGGAGAGGAGGAAGAAUACGGCCAUCACAGUCCCCACUCAGGUGACCAGCCACAAGCAAGACGCUCUGAACUUCUACCUGUCCAUCCCCAAUGUCAGCUACAUCACCGCCCUCAACCUCUGCCACCACUUCAGCAAUGUGCGGUACAUGGCCAACAGCUCUGUAGAUGUUCUCUCCAGCAAAGGACAAGUGAGCCGGCAGAAGGCCGAAGAGAUCUACCGCUACCUCCGUUACCAGUCUGACCCGCAGCUGAUAGCCUCACAACAUCCAAUGGCCUAUUCACAGAGUGGGUCAGCAGAGUCAGGGUAA
Molecule: messenger RNA, 6475 nt
Organism: Nanorana parkeri
Lineage: Eukaryota; Metazoa; Chordata; Amphibia; Anura; Dicroglossidae
Gene: FANCM
Product: Fanconi anemia complementation group M
Exons: 26
Biological process (GO): interstrand cross-link repair; double-strand break repair via synthesis-dependent strand annealing; replication fork reversal
Molecular function (GO): 3'-5' DNA helicase activity; nuclease activity; ATP binding
Source: RefSeq, a predicted model, not a curated record